Molecule: messenger RNA, 2131 nt
Organism: Amoebophrya sp. A120
Lineage: Eukaryota; Dinophyceae; Syndiniales; Amoebophryaceae
Source: the annotation of a GenBank genome assembly
CGCAUGUCGAAAGGGAAACCAUCCGGGAUGUUCCUCCAUAGGAGCGUGUAAGUAUAUUGAGAAGCACCACAUCAAGUACGUAGAUCAAAUUUACGUCAUCGCUUCACUUCACAGCAAUCGCCCUAUUGUGUUUCGCAAGUCUUGCCAGUCUACGUGUAAAAAAACAAGUAGAAGAGAUCAAAAUGCAAGAUUUUUUGCAGGAGAAGAUAGCUUCUUUGCAGCUCUCUCCGGGCAAUGACGAGCACAGAACGCGCCCCCGGUCGAGAUCGCUUGCCGCCUUCCAGAAUUACUGCACCGCAAAAAUACAAGAAGUUGUGCACGUACUUGUGGUGUUUAUGAUUCUUUUUGUUUAGUUUGAUGUGGUGUGCAACGUGGACGAACUUGCGCUUUCUCUUUCUCCAGCGCAGUAAGUACUUUGACAAGCAAUGCUCGGAAAAAAAAAGUUGCAUUUGACAAUUAUCAGACCGUCGACGAGCGCAACUUGAUGACGAAGCGGUUGAUGACCUCCCCCAGUAAGAACGGGAAGAAGCGCGUGUCCGAGGAGCAGAUGCGGCUUUUCACCAUGCAGUUAUCCCGGCCGAGGAACACACUUAUUCCCCGUUCCGCGUCCCCGGGAAAGCGCCACCGACGCAGGUUUGCGAAGUCGGACCUGGAAGGCCCGAUCCCGGUGGGUAUGAGCCAGACCGUUGGGGGACACAACUUCUUCGGGGGUGUCUUCAAUGAGGACAGCAUCUACGGGCUCGGAUUAGAUGACGGUUUGGAGGACGGAGUACUUGAUUAGAUUGAUUUGUUGCCUUCGUUUAAUACUGUGGCUAAUCUCGCUUCGUUUACUGCAGCUCAUAUUCUCACUCGUUACCUGUGGCUACAUUUCUGACAACAGAUCAAAUCACAGCAAAAAAACGCUUGGCCAUCCAAACUCUUCAGGACGAAAACCUCCACGAUGAAAGCCUGUUCCGUUGCACCGCGCGCACCGCGACCAGCGUUGAUGUGCUACCAAGAGCGAAAAAUGCACCCGAGGAUCUUUCCCCAGGCGGUCGACGAACGCUAGGAUUGGUGAAGAAGAAUCUCGACGGUGGUCACGAAUCCGUGCCGGACUCGCAAGAACAGCUGCAGGCCGGAACAACGGAAGUAGACGGCGGAGAAUUGUUUGCAGGCACGUCUACGUUGCUGAAUUUUCAAAACGGCGGUUCCUCCUCCUCUACCAGCGGAAAUAACCAGGAGAAAACGCAGAAGGAAAUCGAGCGCAUGGGGUUUCUGCACGACAUGUUCAUGGGCGGAAAAACGCUGGUGCGGGACUUCCAACUGGACGAAGCAAAGCGGCUGCGACGGGAGAAGAGACAGAAGGAGAUCGAGCAAGCCAGGAAGAACCGCCAGGUCCCCAACCCGUGGGAGCAACUGCGCAAAGAACGCGAGCGGGGGCCGGGGGACCUCCUUUUUGGGAAUGACGACGGCGCGUCUACUGGGACUGGCACGGCGAACAGCGUGAAUGGCAGCAGUGCGAGUACCAACUACAUCUACAUGCACGGGUUGCCAAGAAAUAGAAAGGAACUGGUGGAGAAGAAGUCGCUCGUAGGAGCCACGCGGGCCUUCAAGCCGGAUCUGCAGCUCGCGAAAAAACGGCGGGAGAGGGCCACGAACAAAGGGAAGUUGGACGAUCUGGCCUCCGUUCUACAGCCCGGCUGAUCUUCGUAGGAGCGUGCAGUACCUUCGUGGUGUGAUUCCUCGGACCUUCAGCAGUGACAAGACGGCUGUGGAGGAAGCUCGUCCCUGUGCUGCCGAAAAGUGAAGACGUGCACUGAUAUGAACAAUGUUCGCACUACUUCCGUGGAGUGGUAUGCACUUCCUUAGCAGGAAUAAAGACCUAGAGAAUUAUUUGCGCCAGACUUCAAACAAGAGCUCACAUGAAGAUAUCGGACUGACCGUUUUGUGUGUAUGUGGUGAUGAUGAUGAUGAUGUGAUGAAUAGAUUUUCAUCGGUGAACUUGGACGCCAGUAAAUGCGAUGAGUCGAAACAAACGUGAAGCAAAUAAUGGUAGCAUCAGGCUACGCCAAGUUGAUCAAGAAAUCAGAUCUACUUUCAAAAAAUGAACGACAACGAUCAAGAUUCGAGGAGAAUCUCUGAACGAUGCCAA